AUAAACUUAUUAAAUAGAAAUGUAAUGAAUGGUUCUCGAAAAUGUCUCAGGGUAAAUUGCUGGCAGAAAUUGCAGCUGCGAACAAAGCAGGACUUGUGAACAAAGGAUAUUGCGCGGACAAAUAUGCUCGUUAUUUCGUGCCGAAGGUUGUGCAUUAUAGCCCUGUUGUCCACAAAGAACAUUUCACGAAAUCAAGAUGCAUCGAGACAUUGGUGAUGGAUUUGCUAAUGAAGGCGAAGAAGAUGGCGGAUCCUGUGAAACAGAUCAUCUGUCUAGGGUGUGGAUACAGCACCUUCUUCAUGCGACUGAAGGAGGACGGCUUCAUUCACAUCCACAAGGGAGUUGACAAGUACAUCGAAGUGGAGUUGAAGGAUAUUCUGGUGGACAAGAAACGAAUAAUGGAGAGAAAUAAACUCAUCAAGAAAAAAGACAAAGACAUCUACCAAAUGAUAGCUGCCGACUUCAAAGCAGUCCGUAGCAACCUGUUCAAAGAGCUCAUCAACCAUGCGCCGACUGAAAGGCCGACGAUCAUUAUAGCCGACUGCUCUUUAAUAUUCACGCCUUCACGACACAGCGAUAAAAUCUUGAAACAUAUUGCCGAUCUAUACACUAGCUGCUAUUGUGUUAUGGUCGAACCUUUCAAUAUGUACGAUGUUUUCGGACAUUUUGUGAUGAAGUACUUUCGCGACUAUCAUUUGCCGUUAGAAUCGCCAAUGCGUUACAGUUCUUUGAAUCAAAUUAAAGCCAGGAUUCAACCGCUUUUCGAGAAGGUAAUUACUGUAGAACUUAAACAUGCUGCACGUCAGUGUAUAAGUAAGAAGCUUUAUCACAAGCUGCAGAAAUAUGACUUGUUUAACGAAUACGAAGAAUUGUUCCAUCUCAAUUCACACAUAGCUCUCUCGUUGACGUCUAAAGGUCUGGACAUUCCGGACUUGAUCACUGGAAUAGGUGGGAAUAUGUGCCAGUGUUGCUCGUCGCUGGGAGAUGUGGAGUUUUCCUCAUUUAUCAGCAAGAUUCCUGUGUCAUUCGAAGUUAGAAUGGACUACUGUCUGUUUAGACACUCUUCCAUGUUCAGUGCCAAUAAACUGUAUAUUGCUGGUGGUUUCGGGAAAACAUCUGACAAGAAAGUGGAGCAAAAGAUGGGUGGAUUGCGUUUACUUUUAACUUACGAAGUCAAGGAGAAAUCUAUGAAGAAAGUGGGCCAACUGAAAAACGCAUCCAUUCAGCGACUUAACUCAACUAUGGAUCUCUGUGGGAAAACUAUUGUGAUAUUUGGCGGCAAAGAAGGUUCUAGAAUACUGAAUGACCUCAUAACGAUAAACACGGAAACAUCAGCUAUCAGUUUGCAUCAGUCUAAAAUAUGGAAAAUAUUCCCGCAGUCAAGAUACAGACAUGCAAGUGGGGUUUAUUCACGCCCAAUUGCGCAUGGAGAUGCUAACGAGCCUUUAGUUUAUAUAGACGGUGGGAGGAAUUUUACAAAGUGUUUCAGUGAUAGCUUUUGUUACAACCCUGAAAAGGACAGAUGGACCAAAGUGAGAAUGCAUGGCGAUACUUUGCCAUCUCGCCAUUCUCAUUCAUUGUGUUCCAAAAACGAAUACUCCUUCUACUUAACAGGAGAGUGCUGAUUGAUGAGCAUUGAAAUUUACGACCUUCAUAUUUUUUUUUCAAAUUGCUACAGUGCUGAUUUAAAUUAUCCGGACAAAACGAACCUAACUUCAAUUUUCAAACGCGUUUUUCUCAAUUUGGGUUA
Molecule: messenger RNA, 1750 nt
Organism: Symsagittifera roscoffensis
Lineage: Eukaryota; Metazoa; Xenacoelomorpha; Acoela; Convolutidae
Exons: 5
Coding region: 42-1625 (527 amino acids)
Biological process (GO): wybutosine biosynthetic process; tRNA methylation
Molecular function (GO): tRNA methyltransferase activity; protein binding
Source: RefSeq, a predicted model, not a curated record